AUGAAACCAGUGGAAUCAGUGACCUUCAAUGAUGUAACUGUCAACUUUACCAAGGAAGAGUGGGCCAUGCUGGACACAAACCAGAGAAAGAUGUUCAGAGAUGUUAUGCUGGAGAAUAUCAAUCACCUGAUGUUCAUGGGGUAUCAGGUCUGCAUAUCAGAAGUGCUUUCACAGUCAGAACAAGGAGAACUGUGGAGAGAAGGAUUAAGGUUUCUCCUAGUACAGAGUCCAGGCAAGGAAAAUGACCAUAAAAAAGAAGAAAUGAUAACUAUGCAACAUAUCUCUAAGGACACAUCUACCAACCAGACAAAGAUUUCUCACACUGAAGAGGAUAACCUUGAAAGUAAUGAUUUGGGAGAAUAUUUCACUCACUCCACAAAGACUGACAUGGGAAAGAAACCCAAUGUUAACAAACAAUUUCAAAGAGUUCUCAAUUAUCAUUCACUCUUUGGUCAAAAUAAGAAAAUUCAAACUGGAUGUAAGUCAUAUAACUGUCAUCUGUGUGGAAAAGUCUUCAGAAGUAGUUCUGGUGUUAUACAACUUGAGAAAAUACACACUGGAGAAAAGCCAUAUGGCUACUAUCUAAGUUGGAAAAACUUCACCGGUAGUUCUACCCUCAGACAACAUGAAAGAAUUCACACUGUGGAGAAUCCAUAUGACUGCCAUCUAUGUGGGAAUUCCUUCAGUCAAAGUUUUAACCUUAGGCAACAUGAAAGAAUUCACAAUGUGGAGAAACUAUAUGCCUGCCACAGAUGUGGGAAAGAUUUCUCGGAUAGCACCACCCUCAGAAAAUGUGAGAGAACUCAUGCAGAAUUAAAAGCAUAUGUCUGCCAUGUAUGUGGGAAAGACUUCACUGAUAGUUCUACACUCAGACAGCAUGAGAGAACUCACACUGGGGAGAAACCAUAUGUCUGCAGUGAAGGUGACUCGGGCAGUGGCAAUGAUGGGACACUUUCUAAGGGCAUUGAGAGAUACACAGGGCUGCACCAGACACCAAGAGCUGCACCCAUGAUGGUUGCCAACUGGGGUUUGAGGAACAACAGCCCAAGCAUGUUGCACAUAUGCAGUGGCUGUUGUGGCUGCCACCUGGGCAGUCCCUGCAAUCCCCCCAGCUGCCUGCAAUGCUCCUGCAGGGAGUGCUUCUUUCUCUUCCUGUGCCUGGAAAACAGAAGGAGCUUGUGCACAUCAGCCACCCAGAGUGAAGCCAGCAUUUCCACUUGCCUGCUGCUUGAAGUCUGGUCACCAGUUCACCAUUAUGGCUUUGAAGACACUGUGGCUAGAAAUAUGGACUCUAAAGAUAGCUCUGAUGUGGCCAUGAGUGCAAAUGUUGAAUGGAAGAAAGGCUAUCCUUGA
Messenger RNA from Choloepus didactylus (southern two-toed sloth), 1353 nucleotides. RefSeq names its product zinc finger protein 705A-like. NCBI's taxonomy places the organism in Eukaryota, Metazoa, Chordata, Mammalia, Pilosa, Megalonychidae. Gene Ontology annotation, molecular function: DNA-binding transcription factor activity, RNA polymerase II-specific; RNA polymerase II cis-regulatory region sequence-specific DNA binding. The record is from RefSeq and is a predicted model, not a curated record. Bases 1 to 1353 code for a protein of 450 amino acids. The transcript has 7 exons. Gene Ontology annotation, biological process: regulation of transcription by RNA polymerase II.